UUCAUUUGUAUGCUCGGUAUCUAGACCAUUAGGUGGUAGUAUCGUGCAAGAGCAAACAGCGCGAGACCUCUCUUGCGCGACCCGGUACUAAUACUCUGAGUGACGUCGCUACUUCCUCUUUGCUCCUGCGCCGCGAGGGCAACCAUGGUGAACGUACCGAAGACCCGCAGGACAUACUGCAAAAAAUGCAAGAAGCACCAGCCACAUAAAGUGACCCAGUACAAGAAGGGCAAAGACUCUCUGUACGCCCAGGGAAAGAGGCGUUACGACAGAAAGCAGAGUGGUUAUGGAGGACAGACAAAGCCUAUUUUCCGAAAAAAGGCUAAAACCACGAAGAAGAUUGUGCUGAGGCUGGAAUGCGUGGAGCCCAACUGCCGCUCAAAGAGGAUGUUGGCCAUUAAGAGAUGCAAACAUUUUGAGCUGGGAGGAGACAAGAAGAGAAAGGGCCAGGUCAUCCAGUUCUGAGCUGGGCCAAGUGCUUCUUUUGUGGUUUACCAUCACUGUCAAUAAAAGUUGUAUACAGUUA
Megalobrama amblycephala (Wuchang bream) is the source of this 526-nucleotide messenger RNA. It is a transcript of the gene rpl36a, whose product is annotated as ribosomal protein L36A. The coding region runs from base 145 to 465 and encodes 106 amino acids. The transcript has 5 exons. Gene Ontology annotation, molecular function: structural constituent of ribosome. The record is from RefSeq and is a predicted model, not a curated record. Lineage: Eukaryota; Metazoa; Chordata; Actinopteri; Cypriniformes; Xenocyprididae. Gene Ontology annotation, cellular component: ribosome; cytosolic large ribosomal subunit. Gene Ontology annotation, biological process: translation.